This is a messenger RNA of Acaromyces ingoldii, 2814 nucleotides long. RefSeq lists its product as hypothetical. Bases 99 to 2504 code for a protein of 801 amino acids. NCBI's taxonomy places the organism in Eukaryota, Fungi, Basidiomycota, Exobasidiomycetes, Exobasidiales, Cryptobasidiaceae. Gene Ontology annotation, cellular component: cytoplasm. The record is from RefSeq and is a predicted model, not a curated record. The transcript is spliced from 5 exons.
CCCUCUUCCUGUCCGAGGAGGUCCUAUUCCCUCUUCGCUGCCUCUCCCUCUCCCAUCCUGUCAUCGCUCUUUAAUAGCUUGCCUUCAGCGUCGUUGCCAUGUCUAAGGAGGAGGCAGAGAAUGUCAAGGCGGCCCCAUCGAUUGAGGCGGUGCCGGCAGAUGCCACGAAGCCGACCUCUUCGCCCGUUAUGCCAGCCCUCGAUUCUUCGGCGACUGCCACCUCGUCGACGCUCCCUUCCGGUACCACGACUCCUGCACUUCCAGAUCUGACCAUGCCUGACAAGGUUGUCGAGGCCCUUCGCUCGACGUCUUUUUCUGCUUCCAAUGGCCUCUCAGCUACCGAUACCGACGCCAAAGACAAGAAUGCCGACAAGGCUGUAAUUCUGGGCAUUGCCGUGGUGGACUUCAAUCAUCUCGUUGGGCCGCAAGUCGAAUAUGCGCACCCAAAGGAGCUGGCAGAAGAUGAGGAGCUCUGUGGAAAGCUGCCAUUCCUCGCUCUACCUGACGGUAGUCACCUGUCUGAUGAGGACUUCUGCUACUUUCACAUUGUCUCGAAGACUCUUCACCCAGCCACAGUCUUUGGGAUAUCGUGUAAUCGGCAGAUUGCCAGUUCGCAAUUGGCGGUCAGGGGUAAAGAAGUGACGAGAAGCACUGUGCAAAAGGCCGUCGUCGUCUUGGCAAGAGAUCCCGUCUUCGGCCCAAUCAAAGAGAAGCUCGGCGUGGUCACGCGGGCGUUCUUUGCUCAGGGAGAUUUUGGCGAUACCGACAUUCUCAUCGAAUUCCAUGCCACUCUCGAGGCGGGGCUGAGGGCGGCAAAAGGGACGAUUCGCACAAAUGAAAGUCCCGUAGCUGUUUCAGGGGACACUGCUGGCGAACAGGAAGGAGCAGAAGCAAAGAAAGCAUCCAAAGCCAGUGAUCGACAUGAUGAAAGGGAGGCCGUCAUGUACAUGGGUACAUCUCUACGAGAGCUCAUCUUCAAAUGGCGAUUCAAGACAUUGAUGCUGCUGAAGCUGCUGCUGCUGCAGAAGAAGAUCAUGUUCUUUGGAUACCCCGUCGAGCGGCUUUGCACCUAUCAAUACAGCCUCGUCUCGCUCGUGCCCGACCUUAUGCUCGCGCUGGAAGACUCAGGGUCGCCCACGAUGGAUCGACAGUCAUCCAAGAGGAAGAGAGCGGAGAGCUUGAAGACGUCGGACCGCAAAAGCUUGCUCCGCUUCAUGGGCCUGCCGCUCCACCUCUUUGGCCAGGGCGCCUUCUUUCAACCCUACCUACCCCUGCAACAGAUUGACGUUGCUAGCAAGGCGGAAAGCUAUCUGGUCGGCACAACCAACAGCAUUUUUCGGCAGCAGAAGGAGAUGGCCGUAGACGUCGUCGUUGAUCUGGAACAAACAACAUUGGAGUUCAUCGACCCGAGACUGCAGCACAUCGUCUCUCUCACGGCCGCUGAUCGCAAGUGGAUGGACGAGGUGGUCAACGUCGUGUUAGAGACUUGGAACGCCGCUGACCCUUCAAGGCCGUCGACAAUGCAAUACAGCGGCAGCGACGACUAUCUACGGGCCAAGUUUGAAGAGUACAUCUGUGCCAUGCUCUCGACCGUCAAAUACAAUGAGCACAUUGGCACCUCGACCGAGGCGCCACCAAAGUCGACCAUUAGUACGCCCAAUCUGGCCUCGUCAAGCGUUGUGUUGCCGCCGUUGGAUACCGCAGGACAGCAAAAUUACCCUCCGAGCACCUCCUCAUCCACCCCGGCUGGACCGCCUCGCGAUGUCGGUAUUGAGGCAUUCGGCGCUGACUUUGUGCAAGCAUUGAAAUUGACAAAAGCGUAUGCGCUCUGGGACGCUACGACGGAUCCGAUGCUCUGCGACAUUGUGCCUCACAAGCACCCAUGCGAAGGAAGGACGUCUACUCUGGAAGAUGUCAGCCUCAGGCUGACGGCUGGCUUCCACGACCUGCACCUCGAUGAGCAGCUAGGGCCAACAAGAGAAGCUCUUGGAAAUGCUUGGCAGCAAGGCAGCCAAACGGCGUGGAAGCUGGCGAACAAGUGGGGCAAUGACUUGGCCAAGUUCAGAAGGGAUCAAAUUGCAAAGGCGGCAGAAGCACGAGAGGGAUCGGGGCAAGCAGCAGCGGCAGCAGACGUACACAGCCCGGAAAAGGGAAUCCACCACGUCUCGUCCUCGACGACUAGUGGUGGUGCCGCGGCAGGGAAAGAGGGUAUCAACACAGCCGAAGUCAUGGCAAGUGCGCAAGCUCUGCAGGCACAAGCACAGGCAGCCGCCGCUCAGGCUGGCACCCACGUUCGGCAGGCCCUGGGCAACUUUGGGACGUUUUGGAGCGCGAGGCAAAAGGCUUGGGGUACGCCACAGGCACCGAGCUCAACAGCUCAAGCAGCACCAACUACACCUGCUGCAGAGACGAGUCAGAGCCCAGUUCAUGCAUACCAGCCGAGAAUACCGAAGUCUCCGCCCAAAGGAGAGGAGCAAGCCGAUGCUCAGAAGCCGACAUCAUGAACUUACGCCAUUCCUUUUAUCGACUUCUAUUCGUCCUUUGUGUAUCUGUACCACAACACACAGCAAUCUGGCAUUAUUAACCUCGACGAUGAAAAGGAGGGAAAUAUGAAGGAAAGUACAGACAGAUGAAACAUCAAUACAGUGUAAGCAGGCACUUGGGUCGUUCAAUUGUUGUCGCUCUCGAUCGGAAUGUUUUUCGAUGCGGAGGCGGGAGCCUCAUCAUACCCUCCUCCUCGCAAAGGUCCUGCGUAAUUUCUAGGCUCCUCGUUGCAGCCAUAGAGACGGUUCUUGGGCCACACCUGCCCGUAGC